AUAACGUGUUGCAGUCUAAACUGAGAGAGAGAGAGAGAGAGAGAGAGAAAGAUGUGGCCAUUCAGAGGAAAAGGAGCAUCUGGGUUUUCAUCAUCUUCCACUGCUGAGGAAGUUACUCAUGGAAUCGAUGGGAGUGGUCUCACUGCUAUUGUCACAGGAGCAUCUAGUGGUAUUGGUGCUGAGACCGCUCGUGUUCUUGCUUUGCGUGGUGUCCAUGUGAUUAUGGGGGUGAUAGAUAUGACCAAUGCGGAAAAUGUUAAGGAAUCUAUACUUAAGGAGAUUCCAAUAGCUAAAAUUGAUGUCAUGAAGUUAGAUCUUAGUUCAAUGGCAUCCGUUCAGAAUUUUGCAUCAGAGUUUAAUUCUUCAAAUCUUCCAUUGAAUAUUUUGAUAAACAAUGCAGGAAUUUGUGCAGCCCCUUUCCUACUAUCCAAGGAUAACAUUGAACUUCAAUUUGCCGUAAAUUACAUAGGUCAUUUUCUGUUAACAUAUUUGUUGUUGGACACUAUGAAGAAAACAACACAAGAAAGUAAGAAACAAGGAAGAAUUGUCAAUGUCUCCUCGGCAGGUCAUCGUUUAGCAUAUCGGGAAGGAAUUCUUUUUGAUAAAAUUAAUGAUCAAUCAAGUUACAACAAUUGGCUUGCAUAUGGGCAAUCAAAGCUUGCUAACAUUUUGCAUUCCAAUGAGCUUGCAAGACGUUUCAAGGAAGAUGGAAUAGAUAUUAUCGCUAAUUCUCUUCAUCCAGGGGCCACAACCACCAAUAUUUACAUUCACAAUCGUUUUCUGACAGGUAUAUUCUAUAUAUUAGGGCCUUUUGUAGUGUAUAAGCUAAUUGCAGGAUUUUUACUCAAAAAUGUACAGCAAGGAGCAGCAACAACAUGUUAUGUAGCAUUGCAUCCACAAGUGAGUGGAAUCAGCGGCAAGUAUUUUGUUAAUAGUAAUAUCUCGGAAGCACACUCACAGCUAGGAAGAGACAUGGACUUGGCCAAGAAGCUGUGGGAUUUUAGCAUAAAUUUGACUAAGCCAAAUACAUAGUGACAAUCAUCAAUGCCGAUGGAAUUCUGUUUUAGCAAAUAAAAAUGUCAAUGAUAUUAUUAUUGUUAAUUUAUAUGUUGUUACUAUUUUUUAACUAGAGAGUUAUGUCGUUCAAGCUUAAAAUUUUAUGACUCUAGUAUGAGUGUGGAAUUUACACCAAGUACAUCAUGUGCUAAAAUGCUAUAGCAAAGCCCUCAUUGACAUUGAAAAUAUUGUGAGAUAUUUA
Molecule: messenger RNA, 1258 nt
Organism: Glycine soja
Lineage: Eukaryota; Viridiplantae; Streptophyta; Magnoliopsida; Fabales; Fabaceae
Product: short-chain dehydrogenase TIC 32, chloroplastic-like
Exons: 8
Coding region: 52-1032 (326 amino acids)
Source: RefSeq, a predicted model, not a curated record